This is a messenger RNA of Lizanozyma spartinae, 2109 nucleotides long. RefSeq names its product serine-type carboxypeptidase (gene KEX1). Gene Ontology annotation, cellular component: trans-Golgi network. Bases 1 to 2109 code for a protein of 702 amino acids. The record is from RefSeq and is a predicted model, not a curated record. NCBI's taxonomy places the organism in Eukaryota, Fungi, Ascomycota, Pichiomycetes, Serinales, Debaryomycetaceae. Gene Ontology annotation, molecular function: serine-type carboxypeptidase activity. Gene Ontology annotation, biological process: apoptotic process; proteolysis. The transcript has a single exon.
AUGGCAAUGGCAAUUAAGUUCGGAUGGAUUUUAUUACUUUUGGGAAUCUACUGCCGUAUAGCUGAUGGGGUGAGUGUAUUGAAAGACCGAGCCUCGGUAGACGAUAAGAAAUACUCCCCCACUUCAUACCUCGUUACGAACUUACCAGGUUUGCUUGAGAACAUACCAGAUGAUCAUAAGCCCUUAAUGUUUGCUGGUCAGUUGGAACUACAUCCAGAGAACCAAACCAACUACUUUUUUUGGUCUUUCAAACAAGAUGAAAAUGGGUACAUUCCUAAAUCCAAUAGAACCAUUUUCUGGUUGAAUGGUGGUCCAGGCUGUUCAUCUAUGGAUGGUGCACUUAUGGAAGUAGGUCCCUUAAGAGUGAAUAACCAAAAUAAGGUGAUAUAUAAUCCAGGCUCAUGGCAUGAAGUAGCCGACAUUGUUUUUGUGGAUCAACCAGUCAAUACGGGAUUCAGUUAUGGUUCUGUCUUCUCUCAUGAAUUGGAUGAAAUCACUUGGACCUUUUUAAAGUUCAUGGAAGAAUAUUUUAAAAUCUUUCCAGAAGAAAGAGAUAAUGAAAUAUACUUUGCUGGGGAGUCUUAUGCUGGACAGUAUAUUCCUUAUAUUGGAAACCGUAUUUUGGAACAUAACAAGGGCAAUUCGGACAAUAGGUACAAUUUGAAAGGGUUACUCAUAGGGAAUGGAUGGAUCUCUCCUAACGAGCAAAGUAUGUCAUACAUUCCAUUCUGUAAAAAUGCAGGUCUUAUUGAUGAGCAUUCUCCAGCUUGGGCUAAUUUGUUGAGGAAGCAAGAGAAAUGCCAAAAUAUUGUCAACAAGAUUGAUAGUGUAUUUGAUGAACAUAAGGUUAAUGAGUUUGAAACAAACAGUGACCUAUGUGAAUCCAUUCUAACCGACAUUUUAGCACAAGUAAGACCAGAGCAACAAUGUAUCAACAUGUACGAUUACAGAUUAACUGAUCUGUACCCUCAAUGUGGUAGCAAUUGGCCACCAGAUGUUCAUACUGUUACCCCUUUUCUUAAUUUACCUGAAGUGCAAUCCCAUUUGAACUUAGUUUACAAGCCCAGAUGGCGUGAAUGCUCAGGAAGUGUUACGAAUCGGUUCAGGGCAAGAAAUUCCUUACCUUCAAUCCAUCUAUUCAAAGAUAUAUUAGCAGAAAUUCCCAUUAUCUUGUUCCAUGGUGACAAAGACAUUAUCUGCAAUACCAUGGGUGCUCAAAAUAUGAUAAAGAAGUUAGAAUGGAAUGGUGCCAAAGGGUUUUCGGAGAGUACUCCUGAAAUGGAUUGGGAUUUCAAUGGAACAAUUUCGGGGUUUGUUAAACUGGAACGGAAUUUGACAUACAUCAACAUGUAUAAUUCCUCACACAUGGUUCCAUUUGAUCAUCCUGAAUUAUCGAGAUCCUUAAUAGAUUUGAUGAUAGGGAACUAUAAUGUGACUCAAGAUAACGAUAAAACUACUUUGAAUACGUUCACAUUGAAAAGACAAUGGGAAGAGCUACAAAAGCAAAAGGCUCCUAUUGAAGAUGAUAAUACUACCUCAGAUUCAGAUUCAAAUUCAAAUUCAAACUUAAACGAUCAAAAGCCUGAUCCAACAGAUAAUGAUGGUGACAGCACCCCAUCUAAUACUGGAGACAAUUCUUCAGAGACAGAAAACACAGCCACGGGCAAUAGAAGAUUUACCCGAAUUAUUCAAUUGUUGGUUAUUGUUGUUGUGAUUUGGAGCAUAUACGUGUUAUAUGCCUCUUAUAAGUCCAGACCUCAAUCGAUCAUUAAAACUAAUGGGAAACAAUCAAAUAGAAAGAAAAUUGUCCAGUGGGCAGAUCAAAUCGAGACUACAGAUCCACUACACCCAACCCAAGAACCAUCAUUUAUAAAGAGGACAUUCAAUAAAAUUUUUGGCGUUACCAGAGGUCAUUAUACUUCCGUUGGACCACUGGAAGAUAUUGAAUUGGGUGAGAACAUUUUGCAUAAUGUGGCCGAUGAUUUCAUAAUCACCAGUGACGAUGAAUAUGAAGAAGGAACCUCCAGUUCAAGUUCAAACUCAAACUCCCCUACUCACGAGGCAUCCCCAGAUAGACAACUACCAGAACACCCCAGAGACACCUUAUAA